This is a messenger RNA of Marchantia polymorpha subsp. ruderalis, 6524 nucleotides long. Lineage: Eukaryota; Viridiplantae; Streptophyta; Marchantiopsida; Marchantiales; Marchantiaceae. The record is from the annotation of a GenBank genome assembly.
CCAGUCUCGUCCCACUCGACGAAAGUCGCAUUCAAUCUCGAGACGAUAGAUUCCUUUUGCUCCAAUCUCACGAGUUGCGGGUGACAACGUGAUCGAGACGUCCAGCAUCCUCGACUGGUACAAAUUGCCUGCUCUUCCAGAAGUUUGGGGCAUUGAUUCGAGCCUUCUUCAUGAUGUUUCCAAGGUCGGCGGGAUCGGGAGCUGGAGUUGUGCUUGUGGGACUAGUUGAGCAAUGUGUCAUCGAGCAAGGUCUUGUGAUGGUGGUCCGUUUUCCCCCUUCCGGUCUGACCAUUGACGGGAAGUCCCUUCAGAUGCACCACGAGGCUUUUGACGAAGCUCUUCCCGGAGACGAAGUCGGGUUCAAUGUGAGGAUGGCGCAGUGAAGGACCCGAACAGAGGAUUCGUCGUCUCUGACUCGAAGUAUGAGCCGGCUAAGGAGGGCUCAUCGUCAAGAACCACGACGGCCAAUUCCUUAAUUGGUACGCAUCGGGGUAAUCGUGGUCUGGUAAGGAGCUCCGGAAGGAGUGAUUGCUCGCGAUCAAUGGAGAUGCUGCAUUGUGAAGACGCUUGCAAUCAAGCUUUGAAAAUUGCUCUGAAAGUCGAGAAUUUCCCCGAGUAUUCACCUCUGGGUCGAUUUGCCGGCCGCGACAUGAGGUACCAGGUGGCUGUCGGGGUCAUCAAACCGGUAGAGAAGAAGGAUCUAAUCGAAGCCAAGAUCGCCAAGGUCUCCGCGAAGACGUCAACUUUUUCUCGAGGCCUCCCGUCGAACCGUGCUCGAUCAGGUCCGUCUCUCCGCCGCCGUCUACUGCUGGCAACUCACCAGCAUUCCUGGGUUCUGGACCGUUGGUGUCGAGGCCGUGAUUUCGUCAUUGUAAAUGACUGUACCUCAAGUUUUCACUCGAUGCUUUGGACAUGCUUCAUCGUACUCGUUCCACACUUUUAAAUACUCGAGUUUAGAUUGGGAAUCUUUUCGAGUUGUGCUUAUCACAGAGUUUUACUGGGAGGUUGGAUUGUAUACCGAGGAGAUUCCCAAUCUAUCUCUAGUAUUCAAAAGUGUACAACGCCUGGGGUAGACGAGUGCGCUGAAGCAUGUCAGCGACAUGCUUCAGUUGAUCAUUGUUGAUCAUGUCGCUGACAUGAUCAACAAUGUUACUCGAGUAGAAUAUUGUGGCUCCGGGCCAGUCGUAUCGCAUGAUCGACAUGGGUAAGGGAAUUGUCAGGGCUUUGUCCCAGACCAUCCAUAGCUUGUCUUUGAAAGCAGCUCAUUUAAAUCAGGUGAGGCGGUGUUAUUGCCGAACGCGUCGAUCAGAGAUGAUGGCAACCGAUCGAUUGAACGUCCUCAUUUGUGACAUCGGGGACUAUCUACAAGACCUUUCCACUUCAAUCGCACAAUGAGAGAAACUAGAUCGAAGGAGGCCGACUCGCGUUCCGAGGAAAGAAGUGUGCUAGGCCAUGUUAUUCGUGCAAGUGUCGAACGGAGGCAUUUACGGGUAGGAUCCUGGAGUUCCCCUGGAGGGACUAGAAGAUUUUGCGUGCUCUUCAAGCGUCGGAGUGAAGGAUCCUGUGUGUAUCUUCGAAUCGAUGCUCGGUAUCACGCUGUAUUAUUAUCAAAAUCUAUGAAGUAGGCAGGGUGCUGCGCUGGGAAAGGAAGUUUAAAACUGUUGUCUACAUUCCACAUUGUUUACGUGGCAACCCGAAAGAGGAAGGAAGGAGUUCUUAGGAUAAACGGGAAGAUUGGAGAAACUUUAGACUAGGCUGGAUUUAUCUUAGACAGCGAAAAUACUUCGAAGGCAAAAGGAAGCAACUGCCUUGAUGCGCGUCUCGGAACACAUAUGUGACUAGCUUGGAUUUGACUUCCACCCGGUUCGGGGACCUGACGGGGCUUCUGCGAGUGACCACAACUCCCCAGAUAGACGUUUCAGCGUCCUCGCAGAAAAUGGACGGGAGGUGGAAAAUGGCGCCUCCAAGUCGAGAAGCUCUAUUGCAGAACCAGAAGAUGGUUCCAAAUUCCGAAUGUAAUGGAGAGCCGAAUUUCAGAUGAAAUUUGGCUUCUCUGAACACCGACAUGUAGGUGUUAAGAGAAGCCAUAUUUUCACUCCGUACACCGACAUGUCGGUGUUAAGAGUAGUCAAACAUCCAUCUGGAAAGGUGAAAAGCAGGUUGACUCUUCUGGUGUGUUCUCCUGCUGCAGGUAAGGACCUCUAAGAGCACAUCUAGCUCGUUGACUCGAAUUCACCGCACAUGUGAAGGAUCUGUAAAUGGACUACAAUCUGUUUGGAUCUUUGUUCUUGUCAAGAGUGCUCAAGAGGAUGUUGUGAAACUGAUACUGAGUCCUUGAUGUCACAGUCAAAAAGCUUCGGUAAUGUUGAUAUACUUUAGGUUUGUACAUCAAGUAACCUCGCUGUAAUUUAUCCCCUUGUAUCUGAGCCUGCAAUCAUGGAGCAAUGGAAGUAAUGAGAAGGGACGUACGUCAUGUUAGUAGUAUGGGAAUUCAAGGUUUUGACUGAAUAAUACCACAUUAUGUCGGGCAUGAUGCGAAGACGGAAAGCCCAAUGUUACUGGCUGAAGCUAUUCUCCCACGCUUCCAGGUGAGUACUGAAUACUAGUGGUUAUACUUGUGCAUGUGAUCAAGAUGUAUGAAAUCAUGCUAUCCUACCACUUGUUUUGUAGGUUUUGAUAAGAUGUCAAUUACUCUACACGAUUCCUCCAUGGAGAUGCCGAACUUCUCUGGCAGGUGCUCGACAUAAAUCUGGUGCCUAUCAAGGAAAUUUUGCUGUUUCUACGACUGAGAUCUGCACCCGAGUUUCCUUGAUGAGCACCGGAUUCAUGUCGAGAACGUGCAGAGCGCGAAGUUCGAUAAUAACGCAGGUCCCUGAUGUCACACUUGGAGCAGAAGCCAAGGGAGGUGGCUACUAGCUGUGGUCUGAAGCAUAGUGUUGCUCGUCCUGAAGGCUGUAUUUCAGUGCUCGGUAUGAUCGAAACAUCUUACGUUGAGAUGCUGCUUCGGAGGGCUACACUGAUGGUAGAGUAAAAUUGUUCAUUGUAUGGCACUCGUACACAUUCUUAUUGGCUACGAAAGUACAAUUCCCUCUCCACCUAUAAACUUCUAUAUUAUGGAAUAGAAAAGUUAUCAAACUGACAAAUACAAGUUGUUUUUUUAUCCUCUUUGAAGUCAUGUAACAAAAAUCUUGUAAACACGACUGUGAAGUGGAAUGCUGGAGGAAUACUUUCCCGAUGUAUACGUUAAAAGAAACUACGAUAAAAUAUUUCCACUUUGCAAAUGAAGAACGACACAUCUUUGUAACAUACUUGAAAGAUUUUCUGUCGUCACAUUAUGAAAGUUGAACAUCUGUGUAGUAGGUAGGAAUACGUUUCAUAAUAUUUGAUUUCAUUUACAGCGAGAAGGCAUGUGUAAAUAAGAAUGGAGGAUUCGUUGCCUCUGACUCGGAGGAUGAUCCGGCGAAGGUGGGUUCAUCAUCACGAACCACGACGGCCAAUUCCUUUACGGGGACGCAUCGGGGUACUCCUGGUCUGGUAAGGAGCCUGGGAAGGAGUCAUUGCUCGUGAUCAAUGGAGAUGCUGGAUUGUGAAGACGAUUGCAAUCAAGCUUUCAAAAGUCGAGACUUUCCCCGAGUGUACACCUCUGGGUCGAUUUGCCGUCCGCGACAUGGGGUACCAGGUGGCUGUCGGGGUCAUCAAACCGGUAGAGAAGAUGGAUCCAAUCAGAGCUAAGAUCGCCAAGGUCUCCGCGAAGGUUUCAACUUUUUCUCGAGGCCUCCCUUCGAACCGUGCUCGAUCAGGUCCGUCUCUCCGUCACCGUCUUCUGCUGGCUACUCACCAGCAGUCCUGGGUUGUGGACUGUUGGUGUCUGAGGCCGUGAUUUCGUCACUGUUAAUUAUUGUAAUUCAAGUUUUCACUCGAUGCUUUGGACAUGCUUCAUCUCAUUCGUUCCACACUUUUAAAUACUCGAGUUUAAAUUUAGAAUCUUUUCGAAAUGUGUUUAACACAGAGUUUUACAGGGAGGUUGGACGGUAUACCGAGCAAAUUCUCAAUCUAUCUCUAGUAUUCAAAAGUGUACAACCACUGGGGUAGACAUGCUUCAGUUGAUCAUGUCACUGACAUGAUCAACAAUGUCACUCGUUCCACACUUUUAAAUACUGGAGUUUAAAUUGAGAAUCUUUUCGAGUUGUGUUUAUCACAGAGUUUUACAGGGAGGUUGGAUGGUAUACCGAGCAAAUUCUCAAUCUAUUUCUAGUAUUCAAAAGUGUACAACGGGGUAGACAUGCUUCAGUUGAUCAUAUCACUGACAUGAUCAACAAUGUUACUACAGUAGAAUUUUGUGACUCCGGGCCAGUAGUUCCGGAUGAUUGAUAUGGAUAAGGGAAUUGUCAGGGCCUUGUCCUAGACUAUCCAUAGCUUGUCUUUGAAAGCAACACAUUUAAAGCAGGUGAGGCGGUGUUGUUGCCAAACGCAUCGAUCAGAGAUGAUGGCAAUGGAUCGAUUGAACGUCUUCAUCUGUGACACUUUUCUGGACUCGGGUACCAUCUACAAGACCUUUUCACUUCAGACGCACAAUGUGAGAAACUAGAACGAAGCAGAUCGACUCGCGUCCCGGGGAAAGAAGUGUGCUAGGCCAUCUUCUGCGUGUAACUGUCGAAUGGAGGCAUUUACGGAUAGGAUCCUGGAGUUUCCCUGGGGGGACUAGAAGAUCUUGCGUGGUCUGCAAGCUUCGAAUUGAAGGAUCCUGUGUGUAUCGUCGAAUCGAUGCUCGGUAUUACUCUCAUUAUCAUAAAAAAUCUACGACUUAGGCAGGGUGCUGCGCGGGGAAAGAAAGCUUAAAUCUGUUAUCUACAUUCCACAAUUUUUAUGUGGAAACUCGACUGAGGAAGGAAGGCUUUCUUUCUUUCUUUCGAAACGGGAAGAUUGGAGAAACAUCAGACUAGGCUGGAUUUAUCUUGGACAUCGAAAAUACUUCGACGGCAGAAGGAAGUGACUGACUUGAUGCGUGCUUCGGAACACAGAUGCCACUAGCUUGGAUUUGACUUCCACCCGGUUCGGGGACCUGACGGGGCUUCUGCGAGUGAACACAACUCCCCAGAUAGACGUUUCAGCGUCCUCGUAGAAAAUGGACGGGCAGGUGGAAAAUGGCGCCUCCAAGUCGAGAAGCUCUACUGCAGAAUCAAAAGAUGGUUCCAAAUUUCAAAAGUAAUGGAGAGCCGAAUUUCAGAUGAAAUUUGGCUUCUCUGAACGCGGACAUGUAGGUGUUAAGAGAAGCCAUGUUUUCACUCCGUACACCGACAUGUCUGUGUUCAGAGUAGCCAAACAUCCAUCUGGAAAGGUGAAAAGCAGGUUGACUCAUCUGGCGUGUUUCUCCUGCCGCAGGUAAGGACCUCUAAGGGCACAUCUAGCUCAUUGACUCGAACUCACCGCACAUGUGAAGGAUCUGUAAAUGAACUACAAUCUGUUUGGAUCUUUGCUCUUGUCAAGAGUGUUCAGGAGGAAGCUGUGAAACUGAUACUGAGUCUCUGAUAUUGUAGACAGAAAUCUGCGGUAAUAUUGUUAUACUUUAGGUUUGUACGGCAAGUAACCUCGCUGUAAUUUAUCACCUUGUAUUGAGCAUGCAAUCAGAGACUAAUGGAAGUAAUAAGAAGGGACGGACGUGAGGUUAGUAGUAUGGGAAUUUAAGGUUAUGACUGAAAAAUACCACAUUAUGUCGGGCAUGAUGCGAAGACGGAGAAAGCCCAAUGUUACUGGCUGAAGUUAUUCUUCUAUGCUUCCAGGUUUUGAUAAGAUGUCAAUUACUCUACACGAUUCCUCCAUGGAGAUGCCGAACUUCUCUGGCAGGUGCUCGAUAUAAAUCUGGUGCCUAUCAAGGAAAUUAAACUGUUUCCACGACUGAGAUCUGCAUCCGAAUUUCCUUGAUGAGCACCGGAUUCAUGUCGAGAACGUGCAGAGCGCGAAGUCCGAUAACAACGCAGGUUUCUGAUGUCACACUUGGAGCAUAACCGAAGGGAGGUGGCUACUAGCUGUGGUCUGAAGCAUAUUGUUGCUAGUCUUGAAGGCUGUAUGUUAGUGCUCAGUAUGAUCGAAACAUCUUACUUUGAGAUGCUGUUUCGGAGGGCUACACUGAUGGUAGAGUAAAAUUUUUCAUUGUAUGGCACCCGGACACAUUCUUAUUCGCUACACAAGUACAAUCCCCUCUCCACCUAUAAACUUCUAUAUUAUGGAACAAAAAAGUUAUUAAGCUGAUCAAUACAAAUUGUUUUAUAUUCUUUUAAGUUAUGUACCAAUAAAUUUUGUAUCACGAAUUUGAAGUGUAAUACCCAAUGGCACACUUUCCCGAUAUUUAUCUUGUCAGAAGAAACUGUGAUGAAAAUAUACUUUGCAAAUGAAGGACAUAUUGUUGUGACACAUUUUUGAAAGAUUGUUCUGUCGUUACAUUAUAAAGGUUUGACAUCUAUCGUGACACACUUUUGAAAGAUUUUUCUGUCGAUACAUUAUAAAUGUUCAACAUCUGUAUAUUG